Molecule: messenger RNA, 1726 nt
Organism: Gavialis gangeticus (Gharial)
Lineage: Eukaryota; Metazoa; Chordata; Crocodylia; Gavialidae
Gene: MEF2D
Product: myocyte enhancer factor 2D
Exons: 10
Coding region: 110-1687 (525 amino acids)
Biological process (GO): cell differentiation; positive regulation of transcription by RNA polymerase II
Molecular function (GO): protein dimerization activity; DNA-binding transcription factor activity, RNA polymerase II-specific; histone deacetylase binding
Source: RefSeq, a predicted model, not a curated record
UUAUUAACUUCAAAAACGUUCUUGAAUGACACCGGCUUGAGACGGGAUCCUUUGCUCCUUCCCCAAGAGCCAAGAAGUCAUCCCCAUACAGUGAAGAUUUCCGGAGAAGAUGGGGAGAAAAAAGAUCCAGAUCCAGCGGAUCACGGACGAGCGGAAUCGACAGGUGACUUUCACCAAGCGGAAGUUCGGUUUGAUGAAGAAGGCCUACGAGCUGAGCGUCUUGUGCGACUGCGAGAUUGCCCUCAUCAUCUUCAACCACUCCAACAAGCUGUUCCAGUAUGCCAGCACCGACAUGGACAAGGUGCUGCUCAAGUACACCGAAUACAAUGAACCCCACGAGAGCCGGACCAACGCCGAUAUCAUCGAGACGUUAAGAAAGAAAGGUUUUAACGGUUGUGACAGCCCGGAGCCUGACGGAGAAGACUCCAUCGACCAGAGCCCCCUGAUGGAGGACAAAUACCGCAAAGCCAGCGAGGACCUGGACAUCCUAUUCAAGCGCUACGGUUCCACAGUGCCAGCGCCGAACUUCGCCAUGCCCGUGACGGUUCCUGUGACCAAUCAGAACACGCUACAGUUCAGCAACCCUGGGAGCUCCUUAGUGACCCAGUCCCUCGUGACUUCCUCGCUGACGGACCCGCGGCUCCUCUCACCUCAGCAGCCCACUUUGCAGAGGAACACUGUGUCCCCAGGCUUGCCACAGAGGCCAGCCAGUGCCGGGGCGAUGCUUGGGGGAGACUUGAACAAUACAAAUGGAGCCUGCCCCAGUCCCGUGGGGAACGGGUACGUCAGUGCCAGAGCCUCUCCCGGCCUGCUCCCGGUCUCCAACGGUAAUAGCUUGGGCAAGAUCAUCCCACCCAAAUCCCCGCCACCACCUUCCCACGCCACCCAGCUCGCCGCCAACAGCCGCAAGCCAGAUCUCCGUGUCAUCACCUCGCAGAGCGGCAAGGGGCUCAUGCAUCAUUUGACGGAGGACCACUUGGCUCUGCAGAACACGCAGCGGUUAGGGGUCUCACAAGCGACUCAUUCUUUAACCACACCAGUCGUCUCAGUGGCCACCCCGAGUUUGCUGACACAGGGCCUGCCUUUCUCUGCCAUGCCCACGGCAUACAACACAGAUUAUCAGCUGACCAGUGCUGAGUUGUCGUCACUGCCGGCGUUCAGCUCUCCGGGUGGAUUAUCGCUGGGCAAUAUCUCUGCCUGGCAGCAACAGCAGCAGCAACAGCCACAGCAGCAGCAGCAGCCACAGCAGCAACAGCCCCAACAGCAGCAGCAGCCACAGCCCCAACAGCAACAGCCGCCCCAGCAGCAGCAACAGCCGCAGCAGCAACACUUGGUUCCUGUAUCGCUAAGUAACUUAAUACAAGCAAGCCACUUAUCUCACGCCACCACGUUGACUGUCAACACCAACCCCAACAUCAGCAUCAAGUCGGAGCCCGUCUCGCCCAACCGGGAGCGCAACACGGCCACGCCGCUGACCUCCUUCCCACACCAGAACCGCCACGAGCCCACGGGCCGCUCGCCCGUCGACAGCCUCAGCAGCAACGCCAGCUCCUACGAAGGCAAUGAGCGGGAAGACCCCGCCCGGGCUGACUUCAGCUCAUCCCUCGGUCUCCUGAGACCCACGACAGAGGCCGAGGGGGAGAGCCCGUCUGUAAAGCGCAUGCGGCUGGACACCUGGGUAACAUAACCAGCUCCCCGCUCUCUUCAAAGCUACUUUGUGCUCGCA